GAAUAGCAGUUUGAUUUGUGUCGAGCUCAAAAAUGUCUGUGCACUCACCCAAUCCCGCCCUGAUCCUGCAGAGCAAGCGCUUCAAUGGACUACGCAACAUUCUGGAACGCGAGGGUCCCUUCUGCAAGGACGAUUUCUCGGCAUCGCCGGACAACCUGGAGUUCCUGCAGACCAAGUGCCAAGUCCUGAUCAUCGGAGCCGGCGGUCUGGGAUGCGAACUGCUAAAGGAUUUGGCUCUGAUGGGAUUUGGCAAUCUGCACGUCAUCGAUAUGGACACCAUCGAGCUGUCCAACUUGAACCGGCAGUUCCUUUUCCGUCGCUCAGACAUUGGCGCCUCGAAGGCGGAGUGUGCAGCGCGCUUCAUCAACGGUCGAGUACCAACUUGCCGGGUGACGCCUCACUUUAAGAAGAUCCAGGACUUCGACGAGACAUUCUACCAGCAGUUUCACCUAGUUGUAUGUGGCCUGGAUUCGAUCGUGGCCCGUCGCUGGAUCAAUGGCAUGCUCCUCUCAAUGCUGCGUUACGAAGAAGAUGGAACCAUAGAUGCCAGCUCUAUAAUACCAAUGAUUGAUGGCGGCACCGAAGGUUUCAAGGGCAAUGCCCGUGUCAUCUUGCCUGGCUUUACGGCAUGCAUUGAGUGCACCUUGGACUUAUUUCCGCCGCAGGUCAACUAUCCCCUGUGUACCAUUGCCAAUACUCCCCGACUGCCUGAGCAUUGCAUUGAGUACGUAAAGAUCAUACAGUGGGAGAAACAGAGCCCAUUUGGAGUGCCCCUGGAUGGCGACGAUCCACAGCACAUUGGAUGGGUUUACGAAAGGGCUUUGGAGCGUGCCAACGAGUUUAACAUCACCGGAGUGACAUAUCGGUUGGUUCAGGGAGUUGUGAAGCAUAUAAUCCCCGCUGUGGCCAGUACAAAUGCAGCCAUAGCUGCUGCAUGUGCUUUGGAGAUCUUUAAGUUGGCCACCAGCUGCUACGACAGCAUGGCCAACUACUUUAACUUUAACGAUCUCGAUGGAAUCUAUACGUACACCUACGAGGCUGAAAAGUCGGAGACCUGCUUGGCCUGCAGUAACACGCCACAAUUGCUGCCCAUCGAGGAUCCAAACACCACCACACUGGAGGAUGUGAUCAAGCUGCUUUGCGACUCGCCGCGCUUCCAGCUUAAAAACCCAGCUCUCACCACUGUGAUGAAGAACGGCAAGCAGAGAACUCUUUACAUGUCCACAGUAAAGAGCAUUGAAGCGGCCACCCGGAAGAACCUGACGCAAUCGCUGGGCGAACUGGGUCUGCAGGACGGACAGCAGCUGACAGUCACCGAUGUCACGUCGCCCUCCGCCAUGACCCUGCAGCUUAAGUAUCAGUCUAACGAGGUGGAAAUGGUCUGAGUUGUAUCACAGUAGAUAACAAUUUAAUUAUCCAAUAUAUGUACAUACAAAUAAAGGCUUAGCCUCUCAUGUUGCGCAUCUAA
Drosophila ficusphila is the source of this 1468-nucleotide messenger RNA. RefSeq names its product nedd8-activating enzyme E1 catalytic subunit (gene Uba3). Gene Ontology annotation, cellular component: nucleus; cytoplasm. Gene Ontology annotation, biological process: protein neddylation. NCBI's taxonomy places the organism in Eukaryota, Metazoa, Arthropoda, Insecta, Diptera, Drosophilidae. The record is from RefSeq and is a predicted model, not a curated record. Bases 33 to 1385 code for a protein of 450 amino acids. The transcript has a single exon. Gene Ontology annotation, molecular function: NEDD8 activating enzyme activity.